This is a messenger RNA of Porites evermanni, 2320 nucleotides long. The record is from the annotation of a GenBank genome assembly. NCBI's taxonomy places the organism in Eukaryota, Metazoa, Cnidaria, Anthozoa, Scleractinia, Poritidae.
CAUUUUACCAAAAUGGCCGCCAAUUUGUUAGAAAAGCGUGUGGCAAGCAAACUGCUCUUUAUCCGCCAUACAACUCUUCUUAUUCGGCGAAAAUUUUGCGCAGUUGCUGUGCAAGAAGAAAACGAAGGUCAUCAGACAGGAAUUCCGUUGAUCAUAGCUCCACACGUAAUAAGAAGGGCGUUCAUAGUGCAUCCUUCAACUAAAGAAAUCAACGCAAGUUUGAAGUACCAAUGGUUUACGAAAACAAAAUUAUAUGAGGGUCUGCCCUCUUCCCUCUCAGAUGUAGACAGGUACUUCCCGGUUGAAGAAUAUGAAGUCGUAAAAGAGCCAUUCAGGAAUUCAGUGUUGCAAAAUUAUGGAUUCCGCAAAGAAGCUACUAAUGAUCGCAAAAACGAACGGAGUCAGGGGCUUCUUAAACUUGGUGUUAUGCAAGAUUUGUUGAGAUUUGGCUGGUCAUUUGCUGAUCGUUACCCUCAUUUGAAUGACUGCUUCCUCGACUUUGAACCCAAAAUAAAGAUUCAUUGGGUGAGGCAUCAUAACUUUUACCAGUUGGAGCAUAAAAGACCAAAACCAGCUUACAUAAUCCGAGCAAAGGAACCGGCACCUUUAUUUGAACCAGGUAUGAUAGUUUAUUGUCCUUCUUUAAGUAUCACUAUUUUUGCUUUCCUGCCUAUCCCUCUUAAACCCUUAUCCAACACCCUAAGGCUUUCCUUUUUCUAACUACUUGUUUUUCUUCCCUGGAAAUUACCCAUUGUUUUGCCUAUGCAUGAUUUUGCUAACGACCCAUUCGCUCAUGUCUCAAGUCAUUCCACUUAUGCAUCAGUCAAUUCGAGCUGUGCCUCUGGCUCGCCAGAGGCAGAGGCACAGCCCCCCAGCCCCCCUCCACCCCCAAUCCGGCUAAUCCCAGGGCAUUACCAUUUUAGCUGCACAGCUAAACGAAAUGAGUUCCACACAUAUUCCUUGUUCCUUUAGCCAUGACAAGAAAAAGUUUGGUACACAUGUGCAUAGCUCUUUCUCUAAACCAUUGAUCAGGAGAAAACAUUUCGAGAACUGACCUAACAUGUUGGCAAAAUGACUAAAGACGUUAGCAAACAGGGCAUUUUUGAGACAAUUGUAAAUCCCUCCUUCAAUGGGGAAGAAUUUUCUUUCCCCCCAAAGUCUUGGGGUAGGGUUGAAACUUACGAAGCAUUUUAGCUAGUGUGCAAAUUCAAUGGAAGUUAACUGUAAGCCCAGUCAAUCCAAGCAUAGUGAUGGCCCUUCCCAGCAUCUGCCAGUCACUUGUGAUCUUCUCUUUAAGUCAGUUAUUUGGAGGUCAGGAGGAGCAAAAGGAAAAGCAAGUGUGAGAUAAAACACUCAUCCCCACUGACUGAUAGACUGAAACAAGCAAAUAUGUAAUUGCCUACUGGGAAAUAGAAUUCUUACAGUGCCCCAAAAGAUAUUGAACCUGUGACUUCCCAAGUGAUAUGCCAAUCCUCCAAUCACUCAUCUGCCAUACUGUAGGUUCCUUAUUGAUGGCUGUGGCAUUUCUCUUCCCCCUGAGUUCCAUUGAUGUGAGAGAAUUCUUCUUUAAAUUAUUCCUUAUCCAACUUACUUACUUGACAAGGUUUUAUAUCAAGUUUUGUUUUAUUAUCUCUGUACUAACAGAUAUUGAAAGAACAUGUCUGGAGGACCUGCCUGGACCCUUUGAUAACUAUAGUCUUGGUGUGUACCGUCAUCCCAUUGUUCAUCUACAGAACAACCCAGGGUUCCAAAACACUGCCUUGAACAAGUACCCUUACAAUCACAUGUUGUUUUUGACAAACACUUUUAACUUGACUUAUGAACAGCAACAAGCUUUUGGAAUAAUGAGUAUGUUCAGCUCACUGGUUUCCUUGGCGAUGAAUGAUGGCGUCCAGAUGGGUCAACACCUGGAGAAACCACUCGUCACAAAGUGUGCGAUUACUGAUGGAAUUCAGUUCACAUUCAUGUGUUAUCAACUGAACACACUCUCCCUUCAAGAGGAUAGUGGAAUCAAAAACUGUGCAUGGUCUUCGCCAAGCAUGACACUUUUUACUAAGCAGGAGAAAACAGCUGCUCGAUUGUGGUCUGUUUUAUAUGAGAGUCUUGGAAGGACUGAUGAAGUUGCUGGAAUUAAUGAUGAAUGUUUCAAGACAUUCUUGGCAUUCCUCUGCCAAAAUUAACCCAAACUAAGUAAACUUUGAAUUGGAUUCUUGCAGUCAAAAUUGUUCACUAAAAUACCACAGUCCCGACAAUGCCAGUAAAUUAUCAGAACUAACUUGUGGUGAAUUUUCUAUAGUAAAACCCUGUUAACUUGAACAGC